UCUGCAGAAGGAACAAAGAGACUGUAUCGUACAUCUGAGGAACAAGAGAGAACGAUCAAAAACAUUAGACUGUCUUGGAAUUACAUAAACUUUACACAACUUUCCUGCUGAAAAAUGUUCUCAAGAUUUGUUUUGUUCCUGCUUUUGUGUUUGAGCCAAAUCCCAGCCAGACUGGCAGAUGAGGAGAUGGAAGAUUUAGUUAUUGAAGUAAAUUUUGAUACAGAAAACCAUGUUUCAUUUGAAGAACAGGAUACUGACCUGGGCAAGAAUUCCCAGGGAAGCUUAGAGGUAACCACUGUGACUCAGGAAAGGGAAGUCCAAACCCCAAAGACGAUGGCUGACCCACACAUUAAACUUACUAUUGUUUCUGUUCCACAAAUUGGAGAGGAAAAACAAGACAAGAAAGUAGAACACAAUGUGAAAGCAGGCGGAGAGGACAAUGAGAAAGCAGAUGAAGAAGACAAGGAGAAAGCAGAUGAAGAAGACAAAGAGAAAUCAGAUGAAGAAGACAAGGAGAAAGUAGAUGAAGAAGACAAGGAGAAAGCAGAUGAAGAACACAAUGAGAAAGCAGAUGAAGAAGAUAAUGAGAAAGCAGAUGAAGAAGAAGACAAUGAAAAGACAGAUGAAGAAGACAAUGAAAAAGCAAAUGAAUUUGGCACUGAGAUAUCGAAGAAUGACAAUAACAACAAACUCAGAGAUACAGCCACGACAGCACAGCCAACCACAACUCCACCGUAUGAUGACAAUUUUUCAUACCUUUUGUCUAGGUUAAGUGCUAUAGAAUCUGCAAUCCAUCGCCUCAACGUUCAGUUUUAUGGAAUGGACAUCAAAAUGACCCAGAUGUCUCAAACCCUUUCCAAGAUGCGCACUAAACUCAGUGAUGCAGAAGACUCCAUAGCUACAGUCUCUGAAAUGAAUCUAAGGAACCAAAAACAGAUUGGACAGAUUGAAGGAUGUUUAAAGGGAAAACGGCUCUUUAGAAAGUGCUAUCUAAUUUUCCAACAUUUUGAAAAUUAUGCCACAGCACAACACCUUUGCCACAGCCGUGGUGGUAAUCUGGCUAUGCCAAUAGAUCAGCAGGAGUAUGCUGCUGUAGCACAAUACAUUCAUGACGCAUUUUUCCCUUUCAAUUGGCCAGUCUGGAUUGGAAUUAAUGAUCUACGUUCUGAUGGGCUCUACCUAUAUGAAAAUGGACACCGUGUUUCUUUCUUCAACUGGUACAAAGACCAUUUGGUUACACAGCCAAAUGGUGGAACAGUAGAAAACUGUGUUUCAGUCUCAUCUGAUGAUGGAAAAUGGUGGGAUAAUGACUGUUCCAGGAGAAUGUAUUUUAUUUGCGAGUUCUAAAAUGAUGCUACAAGUUGGAUGGUAUUUCAUAGUUUAAAGGGGCAUAAUAGUAGAUUAAAAUACUGUAAAUAAAUGAAGUCCACUAUUCCAUGAA
Bombina bombina (fire-bellied toad) is the source of this 1441-nucleotide messenger RNA. It is a transcript of the gene CLEC11A, whose product is annotated as C-type lectin domain containing 11A. Bases 115 to 1347 code for a protein of 410 amino acids. NCBI's taxonomy places the organism in Eukaryota, Metazoa, Chordata, Amphibia, Anura, Bombinatoridae. The transcript has 4 exons. The record is from RefSeq and is a predicted model, not a curated record.